GAGAAAAUGGCGUAUGUGAAGUCUCGGUAUGCGAAUAACGUUACAUGAACUUUCAAUAAUAAUCAGAUAAGCUCGGGCGUGUUGCUUCUCUAGUGUAUGUACCAAGGCAUUUCAAAUACCCGGUGUCAGACUAACUGAAACUAACUUGCAAUUACGUUAACUCGAACGUUGGUAGCUUCGACGGUUAGCUGAAGUUAGCUUACUGAUGUUGGCAUGUAAAUGGCGUCCCUGUGUCCACACACAAUGAACAACCCGUUUGACUAAAUGUAUUAAUGUAGUGACAGUGGAGUUGAAUACGUUAGAUCGAGGCUGCCCUGUUUUCAUGGCUUAUCGUUGAGUCAAGGUGCUCUGGAGCCACUCGCUGUCUUUGGAGACGCUGCAAUUGACGGUAUGGCUUUACACAACUUGGUUUUUGUUAUCGAUGUUGAUUAUGGAGAUCGUGAUUCAAGCGAUCAGCUGAAUGUCAGGAGUCGUUUAGUGAAACGAGGAAUAUUACAAAUUCUUCUGCAUUUCGGUUACAAAUACGGAUUUGACAAAGUGCGCUGGGGUUAUAAGUUUUUUCAGUCUAAGACUGGCCGUAAUAGCCUCAUAUCGAGGGGAUCGGACUUCAAGGAGCUUCGGCACAAAACUUUUGAGGACUUUGAACAAGAGUUUGAAGCCAAAUUUGACGUUAAGGAUAAACCUUGCCAUUAUCAGCAGAAGCAGCAAUCCAGCAAGUCUGCUUCAGUUCAAAACUCACUCAAAGAAACCCUGCUGGACUUCCAAUGGGACAGACCAGACAUCACCUCUCCCACUAAACUGUCCCUGAGGCCCAGGAAGUCGAGCCGAGCUGGAAAGCCUAAUGUUUCACAGGAGGAUGAUAUUUCAAGCAACGGGAGGAAUGUGGUGUUUAUUGCCUCGAAGUGUCCACGGUCCAGGAAACAACUUGUGGACUAUCUCUCUCUGGAAAACCAUGACCUGCCUUCAGAUGUGACAGACCACAUCAUAUCCAGGGGUCUCCACGACAUGUUGCUGCAGCGACAGGUUGUGUUGCACUGGAUUGACAGUAGAUCCCACGACCAGAUGAUGAGGUGUGAGGACUGCCUUGGAUCUGACAAGCUGUCCGAGGUCCUGGCUCAUAUGGGUGGCAGAGUGAUCCCUUUAGUUGCACUGCUGAACCUCUGCUGCAGUCGGGAGCCAGACUCAGGCUUCAAGCCAGAGGCGUUUGCAUUCAAGUCCAGCAUUGGAUACCUGCUGUCCUCUGAAAGGCUCUACCGCCUGGCUUUUCCUGUCAUAGGGGGUAUUCUGCGGUGGGAGCAAGGUGAUGUGGCACAGAGCUGUGAUGUCAUGGUUGAGCCAGUGUCUUGCAGACAGAGGCUUCUCCCAGAGUCUGUGGAAGUGUGUCUGAAAGGAGUGCUGCAGGGCUGGGAUGCCUCAUCGCUGACACAGGCCUCCACAGAGUCGUGGGUGCUUCAGUGCUCCAGCAGCAGUGACCAGGGAGCUGCUACCUUCCAGCAUCUCCUCAUGGAACUGUCUGCUCAAGCUCUGCACAUGCUUGCUGAGGUGAAUGACAGCGGCCUGGUGUGCUCGGCUGUCCUCUCCCCCUGGUCACACUCUACAGCUCUACUCACCAUUCUUCAGCCUGGAAUCACUGGACAUGACCCGCUCCUGACCAUUGAAACUAUUGCCCCUGCAACAGCUGAUACUUCAGCUGACCUGCCAGAUGUUGUGAGCAGUGUUCUUGGAGUAGUGUAUGACAUCAUGGAGGAAGACAAUGACCAUCUCAAUGAAAAGCUAAAGGGUCAUGUGGUUCCUGAGUGGGCUCAGCAGGAAGUCAGCCAUUGCCCACUGACAACAGGUGUGUUGGAAACUUGGUUCCCUCAGUCAGACCAGUCUGGAGUGAGCUCUCAUUUAAUGGAGUCAAUGAGAUUGCUGCAUGCAGUGCCAGAGCAGAGAGAGGAGGAGUCGUCGUCUGUCCUACAGCAGGAGCUGAUCAAUGGUCUGGCUGAACUGUACCAGACGUCUCAGGGAACAAACAACAAGAGGGGCAAAAAACGUGGUGCCCAGCGCACACCAGUGAAACAGAAGAUGAAGACCAUGAGCCGCUCCCUGCAGAUGCUGAAUGUGGCACGGCUGAACGUGAAAGCCCAGAAGAACCAGGCGGAGGCCGAGCAGCUGGGGGCAGAUGGCAGGGGGCCAGACCGACCGGGGAAGAGACGGUCAAGUGACAGGAACAAAUCUGGGGGAGCAAACACUAUCAGUUUCAUCAGUGAGGCAGAGCUCCUGUCCCACCUGAAGUCCAGUUACGAGAAGACUCUGGCAGAGAGAGACUUGUCUGUCAUCACUGCUGUCCAGCAGCUCCUGUUUGCUGUGAAAACUUUCUUUGUGGCAGAAUCACAUCCAGAGGUGAAGUCCUCCCUGUUUGUCCAGCAGCAUCUCCUUAAGACCAGCAAAUCAAUCCGACAGCUCUAUGGCAUGGGUGCUGAUGUUGAUAGCAAAGUCAGAGAGUGCCAGCUUCAGGCGGUGUUGAGGCUGGAGUUGUGCAGACUUUCUUCCUCAAAGCAGUCUGACUCACUGGAUGCUGAUCAGAUGGCAGAGGAGGUGGCUGAAAUGCUCAGGAUAAUCUCCCUAACAAAAGACCCAGUUUGCUUGGCUAGGUUCCUUCAAGACGAGGUUCUCCCAGGGUUCCUGACCGCUGUACCCAGGGUGCUUGCAGACAUCUACAACAGUCUGGGCACCCAGCUCCCUGAGGCUUUGGUGGCUGUUCUGCCUGCUGACUUCUUCAGCGAUGAGUCAUUUGCCAAGGACAGCGUUUCUCCUUCCGCCUCCUCCCCUCCACUCUCCACACACAGUCUGGUUUUGGAUGGCAAAGAUCGCCUGCAGGACCUGCGAAAUCGCUCAGCCAGCAAGAGGAGGAGUGGGAUGCUGACUCGUCAUCGCAGUAUGACAGAAUCAUCUCAGAGUCUUCGCCAAAUAGAGAUUCCCAAAAAGACUACAAGAGCUUCCAAGUCAAAGGCGUGUGUUGCUUUGGAGAAACCGGUCACAGAACCACAACCUCAGAAACAAGAAACACAAGAGGUGACCAAGGUGAGAAGAAACCUGUUCAACCAGGAGAUUGUUUCACCCUCAAAGAAAGCCAAGCUGCCGAGGAGCCAGUCUGUGUCCGCUGUGGAAGGACUGAAACGCAAGAGAUCUCAUGAAUCUGAAGAGAGACACAAACUUCUAACAAAGAAAGUGUGUGAAACGCCCCUCCACAAGCAAGUGUCCAGCCGCCUCCUAUACCGGCAGAAAAUGGGAAGGAGAUCUGUCCCAACUGAGGAGUGUAUUGUGGAAGAGUCACCAGUAAAACCUGCAGAAGACCUAAGAAGGAGCCCCAGGAUUAAGAAGUUUGCCAGAGGACACUCAAACACCUUCUACUCAAAUUCUCAACCUCGCUCCCGCAACCUGGACAGGGCUCUAUCUGCCUCCCAGCUUACUCCCAGUGAUGGUAAAAUUAGUGGAGUUAACGUAAAAACAGUUCGGUCCCCCAUGCGUCUUCUUUUCGGGGCUGCUGAUUCCCCCGGUCAUUCAUCUGACCAGUCUGGUGCAACCAGAGCCACCAGAUCACGGCUGUCCACAGACUCCAGUGUCUUUGAGAGCCCAAAUAAAACACCAACAAAGUCAUCCAGUAAACGUGGGAGGGCCAUUCUUGGAAACACAACUCCCAAGACACCGAGGACCCCUCGAACCCAAGGAACCCCCAAAACUCCACCUUCAUCCAGGAUGCGUGUUUUCUCUGUUGCAGAGAGCCCUGCAGGUGGUAGUUCUCAUGAGCUUGGUAUGGCUCUGAGGGGCAGUCCUUUCAGAUCGCCAGCCAGAAGGACUCUUGUUGUAGAGACACCUACUAAGGAAAGCCCAGUGAGGAGCCCGCUGAAGGGUAUUCUCAGGACUCCAGUCAAGGCCUUGGUUGAAUGCAGUUCAUCUUCUGGAUUACAUCUGCUCAGUAGCCCAAUUUCCAAGACUCCCAAAAAGAGCGUCACAUGGUCUCCAUCUCCACGCAAAUUUAGAGUGGUGGAGAACAGCGCCACUUUCAAGGUGCCAGAGUCGCCUUGUGUUGCAUCCCACAGUUCUCCAAGACUGGGGAAAACGCCUAACAAGUUCAGCAGUCCUGUCAAAAGCACAAACACUAAAAGAGACAUUUUCAAGACCCCAGAAAAGACUUGUCAAUUAAGCCUAGUAAGAGUUGCUGAAAAUGCAAGUAGUGUUAUUUUGACACAGGAAAGAAAUCAAAGGUCCUCUGAAAAACUCAACAGGAUGAAAACACCUGAAAAAACAGACACUGUUGGUAUAAUGGAAAUGCCUCCUCCAGAAUCCACACCACCUCUAGACCACCACCUCUCCCCUAAACCCAACACUAGAACUCAAACCAAGACCCCUAGUCCUACUCACAAAAUGAUUACUCGCUCUGGGCGAACUCCUAGCAAAAGUUCAAAUAUUGCAUCCCCACGUAGGCCAGCCUUUACACCAGUAGGAGGUAGUACUGUUUCAGAAGGAUCAAAUACUUCAGCAAAGUCUCCAGCAAAGUCCCUAACAAGAGCAAGGUCUGGUCAAGGGGCAAGAACCACCAGACAUAACCUAAGAUCCCAGGCUAGUGAUAAUGUUCCCUCCAAACAAAGCACAAAGUCUGCUGAGAACUACUGUGACCUUGUGGAAAAGAACAUGCAGUCGGGUACAACAGAAGUACAGGCUGAACCUUCCCAGUCCUCUGAAACUGACUCUAGUUCCCAUACAGAUCCACAGCAGUUUGACUCUUCACAUUGUAACUCUGCCACCACAGAUGAUGAUAGCAUGGACAUUGUAGCUGCAGAAGUUGUAAAGACCCAGUUUAGUGGCGGUCUCAAGAUGAACAUUAGCUUUUCACGAAAGCCUUCAAAGUCUGAUGAAGACUUUCUGUUGAACACAGUCUCUCCUAAACCAUGUCUGCCGCACCAAGGUACACCCGGGCGUAGCUAUGGCUUCAGGCAGACCCCUGACCGCCAACAGAGGGAGGCUGCUGCUCGUUUGGGCUACGGAAAUGAUUCCCCUCGAUUUUCAACUCCUAGAGGCCCCACAAGAACAAGUCGACAAAAAGGCACAAGUACUCCAAAUUCUCUGACUUACCAAGUAGAGAUGGAAAUGCAAACAUCGGGACUUCCUAAGCUCAAAUUCAAACGCACAGAUUCCAUGAAUGCAGGCGAUUUGGCCUCAGAAGGAGGUCCUCGAUCAGGUGCUCAGAGCUCUUUAGUUGGUGUGAAACCAUCUCAGCUGGAAAGCCCCUUGGCUUUGUUCUCUAAACAUAGAGAUCCUGGAUGUGUCUCGCCAUCUAUUUGUGCUCAUGUAACCCCAGCCAAGAGCACACCUGGGAAAGGUGGAAGUGUCCAAACGUACAUCUGCCAGUCCUAUACUCCUACUCGCCAUCCUGGGGGAACAAUGUCUCCAAAGCUAAAUCCAGAGAUCAUUCCCCUGACUCCUUCACCUCAGAGUGCAGGGAAGGUGGCUCCAGACAACCUCAACAGCUGGCCCCGCAGGAAGAGAGUUCAGGUUGGAGUGGUUGGAGGCAAAGAUCGUGGCCUGAAGGGGGAGCCACUGCUCGAGGAGUUGCUGGAGGAAGCUGAGCUUGGGGUUAGCAGAUUACAGGACAUUGACGACAUUGAUGAGCCCUCAAACAACAAAGCUGUAAUAUUGUCCUUGACCUCCAAACAGUCCCCUGCAGAUGCAUCUCCGCUCUCUCCUCUGGAAGACUUGUACUGGAUGGAGAAGCUGGCUCAGCAGGCUGACUGCGCUGAACCUCAGACAGCUGAUGAAGAAAUCAUCUGGCCUUCUGCAAAUGGAGAUGUUAAGUCAGUAGCGACUCCUCCCAGCUCAAAGGUGACAAAGCCAGUGACAGCGAGCGGGAUUUUGGCCCUCACUCACUCUCCAUUGUUGUUCAAGGGCAAAACGGGCUCUGCUAGUAAGAGAACUCCAAAUUUUAAAGAUGAGGUUGCAUCAGGGAGGAGAGAAGUCGAUGGAGCAGACGUCUCACCCUUCAGCCAGCCGAUGAGACGCUCAAACACAGGGAAGACCUUCAGCAGGAAGAGACUGCUUCCCUGAUCCACGAAACCAUUGGGCAAGCAAAGAUUGUCCAUUCUGUGUUUUAUUCUAAAGCUGUGAGCCCUUCUUACCCAUAUUUGUCAGGGGUGCCUUUGAUGGCAGAUCUGAAAGAUGUCUUUGGAGCACCACUUGAAAGGCUUUGUGGAUGAAUGAAUGUCCCUUUCAGUCUCUUCCUCCAACACUUUUGACCCUGACAUUUUCUGUUCUAAGCGGUGGCUUUUCUUUUAAUCAGGACUUUAUAAGAUUAGAAGUAGGUUGAAAAGCUGUGCCGUUCUUCCAAGCAGUUAAAAUUGGACUUAAUGUUCCUAUUUAUGAUUUUAUCAUUCCAAGUAUGCCAUGUUUCCUGCAUGGGUCUUAUGUAGCUAAAGCCUUGGAAAAUGGUGAUUAUAUGUCAUCAUUGUUUUUCAAAAAUUUUAUCGACCAUUUUACAAUCAAGUCAGAUCUUAAAUUUGUUGAAAGAAAUAUUAAUGUGUAUUUAUUAGUAUGUUUGUUCUUGUGAUAAAAUUUCUUUUAAGUAAAAGGGAAGCUCUCAUGUUGUAAAUAUGUUAUAUGUUGCCAAAGUUUUAUGUAAUUAAAUAUCCAUUUUCUUAAUGAA
This is a messenger RNA of Seriola aureovittata, 6682 nucleotides long. It is a transcript of the gene ticrr, whose product is annotated as TopBP1-interacting, checkpoint, and replication regulator. The transcript has 21 exons. The record is from RefSeq and is a predicted model, not a curated record. The coding region runs from base 391 to 6087 and encodes 1898 amino acids. Gene Ontology annotation, molecular function: chromatin binding. Lineage: Eukaryota; Metazoa; Chordata; Actinopteri; Carangiformes; Carangidae. Gene Ontology annotation, biological process: DNA replication; mitotic G2 DNA damage checkpoint signaling; mitotic DNA replication checkpoint signaling. Gene Ontology annotation, cellular component: nucleus.